This is a messenger RNA of Glossina fuscipes, 1552 nucleotides long. RefSeq names its product ribosome biogenesis protein NOP53. The transcript is spliced from 4 exons. The coding region runs from base 104 to 1495 and encodes 463 amino acids. Gene Ontology annotation, biological process: rRNA processing; ribosomal large subunit assembly. Gene Ontology annotation, molecular function: 5S rRNA binding. The record is from RefSeq and is a predicted model, not a curated record. Gene Ontology annotation, cellular component: nucleolus. NCBI's taxonomy places the organism in Eukaryota, Metazoa, Arthropoda, Insecta, Diptera, Glossinidae.
GAAUUUCUUUAAAAUAUACUUCUGGCAAUCACGUAUCUGUUGAGAAAUAAAACACGUGCGAUUUUUUGCUAUAGAACUUGUAAUUAAUUAAAAAUCUAUCAGCAUGUCUUUGCCAAAACGAAAACGUGUGUCCAAGAAAAAUAAAUCAGCCUGGCGUAAAACUGAUAUAAAGGAUGUUGAGGAUUUUUUAGAGGAUAAAUUGCGCGACGAGCGAAUCGGAACAUUUUCUGAAAAACAAAAUGAAGAUAUUUUCCACAUAGAUGUUAUAGCCACAGAAUCUAAAAGGAAACUUAACACUGAGAAGCAAAAGCGCAAAUUAAAUGCUAUAAAGCCUAUGAAAUCUUGGAAAGGUUUAGAGAAUUACUCAAAAGUUGAAGAUCCGAUUGUAAAAAGAAAUACAGUGAAGCAAAAAAAGUGCGGGCGGGAUAUAGAGAAAGAAGUCUGCAAUCCUAUUAGAUCGAGACAUUUUAAAGCCAACCAAGAUCGGGCGAAAUAUUAUGAAAAGGUGGAAGAACGACUUAAGAAAAAGGCCAGCGGAAUACCGGAUAUCAAUAAAGACAUUUGGACCGAUGCGGAUUUUCGUGACAAUAUUCCUGGCCUUAAAGACGAAAAGGGUUGGAUCAGCAGAGAUUUAAGUCUAUAUAUAGCAAAGAACAUAGGCAAACCAAUUAUUAAAGUCCACGAUAGCAUACGCCAUCGUACUACGAAAGCAAAAAAUUUUGAACCACCUCAUCCAGGCAUAAGUUACAAUCCCUCGUUAGAAGAUCAUCAAAAAUUAAUUUUAAAGGUCGUGGAAAAGGAAGAAAACAUUAUUAAGGGAGAAAAACAUUUGGAACGCGUUACUACGCGUAUGUUUAAGAAAGUUACUCCCGAAGAAAAGGAAGCUUUUUAUAUGAGAGAAAUGCGUUCAGGUUUUGAAGAUGAUGAUAAUGAAGAUACAGACGAUGAUAUCAAGAAUUUUCAAAGCAAUGAGGAUUCUACAUAUCAGACGAGUAAUCCACCAGUAGAAAACAAAAAGAAAUCGAAACAAGCACGCAGCAAAGAACUUAAACAAAAAGAGCUCGAAAAGAAAACUUUGGAGAAGAAAAUGAAAAAAAAACAAACUGUUGAUAUCAACCGUAUCAAAUCUCUAAAAAAGGAAAUCUCAGAAGAAGAAGAAAGCUUGAACGCCUUGAAAAAGAAACGUAAAAAGACGGCUUUGAAAAAGAAAUACGAAACGAAACGUUUGGGCCGUUUAAAAUUUAUUGAGCAAGACGAAGAUGUUAAUAUGCCAGAGGACUUGGCCGGCAGCAUGUGUAAUAUAAAGCAGGAAAGUAGUCUUCUUAUAGAUCGGUUCAAAAGUUUCCAAAAGCGAAAUAUGCUCCCAGUAAGCGUAGCCGUAGGCAAACAAAAAACACCGAAAGUCAAACGAUUUCCACGCAGUUCACACAAAGACCCUGGUAUCUCGUACCAAAUGCUCCGCGAACAGCGUAUUGUCAAAAAGAAAGUUUCAUAAAUUUAAACGUUAUAUACGUUUAUUAAACUAAUAAAAAAUAUACUGAAAUUGGUUUUA